Molecule: messenger RNA, 1643 nt
Organism: Cantharellus anzutake
Lineage: Eukaryota; Fungi; Basidiomycota; Agaricomycetes; Cantharellales; Hydnaceae
Product: pyridoxal-dependent decarboxylase
Exons: 4
Cellular component (GO): cytoplasm
Molecular function (GO): ornithine decarboxylase activity
Source: RefSeq, a predicted model, not a curated record
GCCGAGGCAAACAAGCCCAACGCUGAAAGGGCAUUUUUUGUUGCCGACUUAGGUCAAGUUUAUAAACAGUACGUUCGGUGGAAACGAUGUCUCCCUGGUAUUGAGCCCUUCUACGCUGUCAAGUGUAACCCUGAUCCUUAUGUGUUACGCCUCCUCGGGGCGCUAGGGACAGGCUUUGAUUGCGCUUCGCAUGGGGAAAUCAAUUUGGUAACGGAGAUUGGUGUAGACACCUCUCGGAUAAUCUAUGCCAACCCUUGCAAGUCUCUUUCCUUCAUCAGACAUGCCGCCAGAGCCGCAGUUGACAUGAUGACCUUCGACAACACCGACGAACUGCUCAAAAUUUCCAGUGUGUUCCCGACCGCAAAGCUUGUCGUGCGCAUUUUGACGGAUGACUCCAAAAGUCUUUGCCGACUGGGACUCAAAUUCGGUGCACCACUUGCGACCGUUCCCGCCCUCCUGGAAGUCGCUCGUGAAUUGGGGCUGGAUGUUAUUGGCGUGAGCUUCCAUGUAGGCAGUGGCUGCUACGAUUCCAAUGCUUUUGCGGAUGCGGUCAAGCGUGCACGCACAGCGUUUGACAUGGGUGCGGAAGCUGGGUAUCGUUUCACCCUUUUGGACGUCGGUGGAGGAUUCGAGAGCUUCAAUUUUGAAACCACUGCUGGGGUGCUUUCACGGGCUCUGGAAACCCACUUUCCCUUCGCAAAGAGGGACGGAGUGAGGGUCAUCGCGGAACCAGGGCGUUACUUUGUCUCUUCUGCAUUUGUACUCGCCACGAACAUCAUUGCUCGGCGCGUGAACCCAGCCCAACCACAGGUCGAGCUCAUGGCGGAUGAGGCAAAUCAGCCAAAAGUAAUGUACUACAUCAACGACGGGGUGUACGGCUCUUUCAACUGUAUCAUGUUCGAUCAUCAGAAAGUGACCCCCUAUCCCCUCACUAUUGAUCGUUCAGUCCUCCCUAUUAUCCAUCUCCAGGGGCCUGGACACUUGAAUGACAAAGAUGAUCUCGUACUUUCGAGCGUGUGGGGACCUACGUGCGAUUCCAUCGACUGCGUUGCUCCCCUUGCAAUGUUGCCUGGCAGACUGGCAUCGGCGAUUGGCUUGGUUUUGACGACAUGGGUGCCUACACUCGUUGUGCUGCGAGUCGAUUCAAUGGGUUUGACGUGUCGGAGGUCCAUUACACGUGUGGGGUGGGCAGGGAAAGCGCCGCUGUUCGUGCGGCGCUUGCGAAGUACAACGAUGAUGACGAUGGCACUGAUGAGGAUAAUGAGGGUGAUGAUUAUGACACACCCCUUUAGAUGAACUCUCCCCCUUAGAGUGGGGGAUAGUCGCAAAUAGGACGGACAUCAACCAUUCCCCUUCCCCCGGAUAAUCGUAUAAAUCGACCUGGAUUCUGAAUAUCCAGCUUAUCCAACUGCUUGUUUUCACUUCCCUUCAAGCCUGGGCAAUGCCCGCUGAAAAUGUCUAGCCUGACCUUAUAUCCAAAAAUGUUUUCUUUUUGGUAUCAAUAAUUUUUCCGUCUACACGCCGACCCCUCCUUCGAUGUUUAGGACACAUUCUUCUUUUGUUAAUACUUUCCCGGCACUUCGACUGGGGUUUCCAUUUUUUGCGAGAUACGAAACUCUAUUCCAUUUCCACGUUACCUAUCU